Messenger RNA from Bufo bufo (common toad), 2315 nucleotides. RefSeq names its product CUB domain containing protein 2 (gene CDCP2). The transcript is spliced from 6 exons. Lineage: Eukaryota; Metazoa; Chordata; Amphibia; Anura; Bufonidae. The record is from RefSeq and is a predicted model, not a curated record. Bases 394 to 2007 code for a protein of 537 amino acids.
UUCAGGAAUAGAUAAGUAGUGCUAUGUGGCGCCGCUGAUCUCUGUACAAUCGUCAGGUGCUGACAUCAGAAUGUGAUUAUGUAUAGGCAUGUCUAUGGGUAUAUUCCACUGGUGUAUAUUAUAGGAUAAGGCAUAAUUCUGGAAGUACAGCCCGUUGCACCCUCGGUGCAUGCUCUGAAUAUCUCCGUGAUUUGAUGCAGGUGGUGAGUAUGAUAGCGUAAAUCCAGGGACACCCGAUACACAUCAGAACAUUGAGGGUGGAGAGAAAAGUGAGAUCAAGUUCCUUUUCAGACAUCAGAUGAAUUAUUAAUUCUAUAGCAGCUCCGUCUCUGUGACUCUUAUCGGUGCUGGAGUCUACGAGCAGUGGAUAUAUUACCGUCCUAGCAGUGCAACAUGCAGAAUAUUCCUUACAAGUUUAUCUUCAUGAUAAGUGUGUUAUGGGAAGCUCCCGGGGUUCACGCACGCAAAGGUGUAAAGUGUGGGGGGGUGCUCUCCGCACCUGUAGGACACCUGUCCAGCCCGAACUUCCCGAAGGUGUAUCCUCCGUACACCGAGUGCACUUGGCUCAUCGUUGUCUCAGAAGGAUCCACGGUCCAGCUCACCUUCCAUGAAUUCAACCUGGAAUACCACGACACGUGUGAAUAUGACUACGUCAAGAUCUACAAUGGGGCGUCCAGGGAUGAGGGGAAUCUUUUGGGAACAUUUUGUGGUUCCCAGUUGCCUCCAAACCUUACCUCAUCCUGGCAUGUGCUAUCGGUCAUCUUCCAUUCAGACAAGCACGUGGGCAGCAGUGGAUUUUCUGCUACAUAUAGGAAGGACAUCUGUGGAGGAGUCCUCACCAGCCUCUCGGGGGUAAUAACCAGCCCAGAUUACCCUGACAACUACCCCAACAAUGCAGAGUGCCACUGGCUGAUCAGUGCAGCCCCCAAUUCCAAAAUCCGUCUAGUUUUCACAGAUUUCCAGCUGGAGAGCCAGGAAUGUAACUUCGAUUACGUGGCAGUCUUUGACGGCUCUAGCCAGGAAGAAGAGGAACAAGUCCGCCAUUAUUGUGGCACCACCAAACCUCCCGACACCAGAUCAUCCUCCAAUGAGCUGCUGGUGGUUUUUAAAUCUGACUAUAACAUUGGAGGACGAGGUUUCAAGGCAUACUUCUCAUCAGGGGAGUGCCAGGAUGUCUUCACAGCAGUGAAAGGGAAUAUCACCAGCCCUCGCUACCCAGAUAUGUACCCCAAUAAUAUUAUUUGUCAGUGGAACAUCCAGUUACCCCCAAGAUUUCGUAUUAAGCUGUUUUUCCAAGACCUUAAGCUGGAAGAGAUGAACACUAUGACGGACGACUGUGACUAUGAUUACCUGGCGGUGUACGAUGGGCAGAGCACAAGUGACAAACUUCUGGGCAGGUGGUGUGGGACAGACCUGCCGCCCCCCCUGAUAUCCGCCAAGAACAAUCUGCUGCUGGUGCUGGUCACAGACCGAGACACCGCCAACAAGGGCUUCUCUGUGUCCUAUAUUGGAAUGGUUCCAAUGAACGUCAGCUGCACCCGCACGGACUUCCACAUUCAGAUCCCGAUCCAGUCUGUUCCACAACUAGAAAGGAGCCACAUCUACCUGGGAACACCAGCCUGUGCCGCACAGUUAGCUGGCAGCAGCUACAAGAUUUACGCCCGUUUUGAUACGUGCGGGACAGAACCACAGAAAAGGAACAACACUUCGGUGAUUGUGAGCAUCCUUUACGUGGACUUUUCUCUGGGUGGUCAAGGGGACAUCCACGAGUACGAAGUGCAGUGUGAACCCAAGAGGAAGGAGGCCUCUGUCCGCAUCUUGUCUGGGUCAGAGCCGGCCCAGCUCAGCGGAAGAGCCGAGAACACAGGACAUUCUCAGCUCCCAGAGGCAGAAGCUUCGGAGAGCAGCGAGCGUGGGCAAGACAGCAGCGACGUGGUCUUCAUCAGCAUCUGUAUAUUGGCCGGGGUCCUCAUGCUCAUCGCGGUGGUGGGACUUGUGCUGCUGUGACACCGACUCUAGGGCUGUACCCUGAAUGAUCACCAUGAAAACUGCUAAAACCAGAUGAUGGCCCUACAAUAUGCAUUACUGUCAAACGGAAGACGUCAAGAACUCCAUUAUUGUCCUGGUCACAUAAACACGUGUGACAAUCAGUAUCCAUAUGUGCCUGUUUUAUAUCCACGAGCUAAACACCUAAAAGGUGCAAAUACAAGUAAUUAUAGGUCACAUGUACUACAUAUACUGUAUAUACUGCUAACGUGGUCUGGAAUGCUGCACCUGCUUACAUGGCUUCCAACUAAAGGAUUACGGUACUUGAA